GGGCCCUGGAACCUGGCAGGAGUCUGUCUGCUGUUGUGUCACAGGUUAGAGUUUUACCAGAGCUCUGAUCAUAACUAAUGACAAUUUGAAGUAGUCUACAUGCAUUUUUUCCUGUUUUUUUUUAUUUACAGCAGAAACCUGUCAUGGUUGUGCAUCCUCUGGGCCGGCGUACACGUUGGGGUCGUGUCGCACCGGCUCAACAGGUCCAGCCCUCGGCCGCUCGGCAGUUCCAGGCUACACCUAUCGCUGUUGUCUCACUGCCGAGAUUUACAAGCAGAGGGAAGGAGCAACCUGUCCAGGUUGUGCGUCCUCUGGGCUGGCCUACACGAGAGGGUCUUGUCGCACCCGCUCGGCAUGACCAGCCCCCGCCCGCUCGGCAGGACCCGACCCCGCCCGCUCGGCAGGAACCGAUCCCGCCCGCUGCUGUAUCACAGCAGAAACCUGUCAUGGUUGUGCGUCCUCUGGGCUGGUCCACACUUGCGGGUUGUGUCGCACCGGCUCAGCAGGUCCAGCCCUCGGCCGCUCGGCAGUUCCUGCCUACACGUAUCGGUGGUGUCUCACUGCCGAGUUUUACAAGCAGCGGUAAGGAGAAACCAGUCGCGGUUGUGCAUCCUCUGGGCUGGCCUACACGUGAGGAGCGUGUUGUGCCCCCUUCGCAGAACCGGACCCCGCCUGCUCGGCAGGACCGGCCCCUGCCCGCUGCUUUCUCACAGCUAUUCCAGAUCCCGUCCGCUCAGCAGGACCGGACCCCGCCCGCCCGGCAGGACCGGACCCCGCCCGCCCGGCAGGACCGGACCCCGCCCGCCCGGCAAGACCGGACCUCGCUCGCUCGGCAGGACCAGCCCCUGCCCCCGCCCUAUGCUGUCUCACAGCUAGUCCAGAUUCCGCCCGCUCAGCAGGACCGGACCCCGCCCCCUUGGCAGGACCGGACCUCGCCCGCUCGGCAGGACCAACCCACUGCUGUCUCACAGCAGAAACCUGUCCAGGUUGUGGCUCCUCUGGGCCGGUCCACACUUGAGGGUUGUGUCGCAUCGGCUCAGCAGGUCCAGUCCUUGCAGCCUCAGCGGAUCCUGCCUACACCGAUCGCUGGUGUCUCACUGCAGAGACCUGUCCAGGUUGUGCGUCCUCUGGGCAGGCCUACACGUGAGGAGCAUGUCGCACACGCUCGGCAGGACCAGCCCCGGACCGUUCGGCAGGACCAGACCCUGACUGUUCGACAGCCUUUUGCUGUCUCACAGCUAGUCCAGACCCCGCCCGUUCGGCAGGUCCAGAUCCCGUCUGCUCGGCCGGUCCAGAUCCCAUCGGCUCGGCAGGUCCAGAUCCCAUCGGCUCGGCAGGUCCAGACCUCGCCCCCUCGGCAGGACCAGACCCCGCCUGCCCGGCAGGCCCAGACCCCGACUGUUCAGCAGCCCUUUGCUGUCUCACAGCUAGUCCAGACCCCGCCCACUCGGCAGGACCAGACCCGACAGUUCGGGAGGACCAGACCACAACCAUUCGGCAGGACCAGACCCCGACCGUACGCAGGACCAGAUCCCGCCCGCUCGGCAGGACCAGAUCCCGCCCCCUCGGCAGGACCAGACCCCGGCCAUCUCGGCAGGACCAGACCCCGGCCCUCUCGGCAGGACCAGACCCCGAACGCUCGCUCAGCAGACAAGUUUUGUAUCGACAUGGGCACAGAAGCACAGUUAAUUUGCUUUGAAAUGGCUCUCACUUCUCGGCUGGACUCAGCGUACCAUCGACAGCUUAAGAGGUUAAUAGGCACACAGGCAGCAGUGGCGGACUUACAGCAGUCGGCACGGCGUGUGAUGGGCUCUUCACCGCCACUCUUCACAUCCGCCCGAUGGCUAGACGGGGGAAAAUCGUUUCUGGGCACCGUACUAUUUCUGGAGGCCCGAAGCACGCUCACAACAUAUGCUGUACUGAACUAA
This is a messenger RNA of Misgurnus anguillicaudatus (oriental weatherfish), 1928 nucleotides long. The record is from RefSeq and is a predicted model, not a curated record. NCBI's taxonomy places the organism in Eukaryota, Metazoa, Chordata, Actinopteri, Cypriniformes, Cobitidae.